AGUAUUUUCAAUUUCAUUGUCAAGAAGAAAAAGGGUUUAGAUUCAGAAGAAAAAAUUAUUAAGAAUUGAUUCAUUUUAAAAUGUCCGAAGUGAGGCAACGUAGACAAUUUCAGAAAAAAGAACACUCCACAGAAGAUGAACUUGAGUGUGAAGAUACUAUGACUAAACCUCAUGCUGUACCUAUAGUUGUAGCAAAUGAUGAUCAUUCAUUCAGGUUAGAUGAAGAAGCCAUCACAAAAGUGCUUAUGCGUGAUGAGCUCAAAGAUAGAUAUGUUGUGGUUGUGUCAGUUGCUGGAGCAUUUCGCCAUGGAAAAUCAUUUUUACUUGACUUUUUUUUAAGAUAUAUGAAUGCAAAGUAUGUCUUGAAACAAAAUACAUCAGAUUGGGUUGGAUCAGAAGAUGCCCCUCUUGAAGGAUUUUCCUGGAAGGGAGGAUCAGAAAGAGAUACCACUGGAAUUCUCAUGUGGUCACAAGUAUUUACAACUGAACUUGUCUCUGGAGAAAAGGUUGCUGUACUAUUGUUUGAUACACAAGGAACAUGGGAUAGCAAAAGUACUGUAAAAGAGUGUGCAACAAUUUUUGCUUUAAGUACAAUGUUGAGUUCAGUACAAAUCUACAAUUUAUCAAGUAAUAUACAAGAAGAUGAUCUACAGCAUUUGCAGCUGUUCACCGAAUACGGCCGCCUAGCCCUGGCCGACUCUGGCACAACGCCCUUCCAGCGGCUGCAGUUCCUCGUUAGGGACUGGCGCUUCCCCUACGAGGCCCCCUACGGCGCCGUCGGCGGGCAGCAGAUCCUGCAGAAGCGCCUGGAGGUCGACGAGCACCAGCACUCAGAGCUCCAAUCGCUCCGACGGCACAUUUCUUCGUGCUUCACGGAGAUCGCGUGCUUCCUGAUGCCGCAUCCGGGGAUCAAGGUGGCGACGAGUCCGACCUUCGACGGCCGGCUGGCAGAAAUUGAUCCGGAAUUUAGGGAUAAUCUGAAGAUACUAGUUCCCAUGCUUUUGGGACCAGAGAACCUAGUCCUGAAAAAAAUCAACGGUGACAAGGUGAAAGUGAGAGAUUUCGUACAAUAUUGCAGAUCGUACAUGCAAAUAUACGAAGGCAAUGAGCUUCCAGAACCAAAAUCAAUGCUUGUGGCGACAGCCGAAGCAAACAACUUGGCGGCUGUCGCGGACGCCAAAGAAGUGUACGUUUCCAUGAUGGAGGAGGUGUGUGGCGGAGCGAAGCCCUAUCUGAACACGGAAACCAUCGAAACCGAACAUCGCAGAGUGAGAGACAAGGCCAUCCAGCAGUUCAGCAGCAAAAAGAAAAUGGGCGGAGACGAGUUCAGCCAGACGUACAAAGAACAAUUGGAAAAGGAUAUUGAAGAAACGUUUGUACAAUUCAAAGCACACAACGAAGGCAAGAACAUCUUCAAAUCCGCCAGGACUCCUGCAGUAUUUUUCGCCUUGGCGGUUUUAUUUUACAUCACAUCUGGAAUUUUCGGAUUCAUUGGCAUUUACACAUUGGCCAACAUAUGCAAUUUGGGAAUGGCUGUUGCUUUCCUGACACUUGGUACAUGGGCAUACGUCAGGUAUAGUGGAGAAAUGAGAGAAGUAGGUUCAUACAUUGAUGAAACUGCCAACUUCAUAUGGGAAAAUUUCAUGAAGACACUUCUACAAGGCUACGUCGAAAACGGUAUGCAGCAAAUGGCUGUCGGAGCAGCUGAACGGACAUUGAGGAAUGCGACACAACUGGCGGUAAAUGGUAAAAAAGACGCGUGAUUAACACUGGUCUGCUCCUUAAGAUGAUACACAUAAUUAGAAAUAACAAAUUCUCAAUGCUAAUGCUGUUACAUAUAUCGCCAAAUAUAGAAGUCUCUGUGUAUACUGUAUAAAUUGGAUUGUUAACACUUGCCAUCUCUAGUUUUCAGUGUUGUGUACAGGUAGAUGUGUGUAUAUAUGUAACGAUUUUUUUUAAAUAUUAUUGUGAUAUCUUGGCAAUGUUGGUAUUAUAGUGGUGCAGUUUUUUUUAUUUAUUAUUAUUAUUUUAUAUAACAAAAUAAAUUUUAUUUCUAGCAGUUAUUGUUGCUACACAUGACAUAAAAUAUUUUCAAUUUAGGGUGCAUUUGAGUUUGGAUAAAAAUACACUAAAUCAAAUUCUACAGGGUGUUUCAGAUUUAAAUGUACAUACGAUACCUGUAGAUAGGGGACACUGUGAUGGUUCCAAAUUACCCCCCUUUGAUGUGUCUACCGUUUUUUAUAACUGAGAUACAGGAUGAUAUCUUGAUUUUUGGCAAAAUCAUCAUCUGGUCAUAGCUUUUGAACAACUUUGUAUAAUCUAUCUAUACUUGGUAGAAAUAUUUCACUUAUAUUACCCACCAAAACUAAAUGAAAAUCGGGAUCAGAAUCCAGGUCCGUCUUGAGGCAAAUAACAGAAAACUUCUUUUAUAUCAAAAACAACACUCUGUAUGGCAAAUUUUUUUAGAUCUGUUUCAAUAUUUCAAAAGAGCAGGGAAAAACGAAUGAAGUGACCUACUUUUUACGACCGCGCAUCCGAUUCAACAGAUGUUUUAUUAUUAUUUAUUUUGAGUCAUUUUUAUUGAACUCAUAAUUCAAAAUCCAAUUAUUUCACAAAAUAAUAACGUCCUUCGAAGUUCAACAUCAUUGGGGUGAAAUAGAUAAAUCUGUUCAUUCGACAGAAUGUCUGUGAUUUUGGAAAUUUUUGAGGGCUUGUUUUAUUCUUCACUAUUGAUUCAUGAGCUGCGGUAAAUCUAUCAAUAGUUCACCCAAUUUGUUUUUAAUGACGAUCAACUUUGAAGACAAUUAUUUUUUUGUAUCAAAAUUGGAUUUUGAAAAACAGUUCAAUAAAAUUUCCUCGAAAUGGGGUGAAUAUUUCUAUAUUAUAUCUGUCUAAUUGGAUGUGCCCUUGUUAUAAGUAGGUCACUACAUUAAUUUUUUCCUGCUCUUUCCAGAUAUCAAAACAGAUCCACAAAAUUUUGCCAUACAGAGUGUUGUUUUUGAAAUAAACAAGUUUUCUGUUUUUCCUUAAGAUGGACCUGGAUUCUGAUCUCAAUUUUUAUUUAGUUUUGAUGUGUAACAUAAGUGAAAUAUUUCUACCAAGUAUGAAUAGAUUAUACAACGUGGUUCAAAAAUUAUGACCAGAUGAAGAUUUUGACAAAAUCAAGAUAACGUCCUGUAUCUCUGUUAUAAAAGAGGAUAAACAUAUCAAUGGGGGUGAUUUGAAACCAUCAAAGUGUCCUCUAUCUGCCAGUAUCGUAUGUACAUUUAAGUCUGAAACACCCUGUAUAUUAGAGAAAAUGAACAAUUCCCAACCUUCCAGGAAUAUAUCUUUAAUUGACUGAUAUUACAGUAUCAUCUGGAAGUUUGAAUGCUUCUUUCAUCAUUAAUCAUGUUUUGGAUGCAUUUUAUUUGCCCCACUCUUGAAGAACUAGUGAAAUAGUUUUUCAAGGAUGCUUUCAUUCCAAUGAGAAGUAGAAAUAUUUUUCUGGAAACAUACCCAAUAAAAUACAAUUUUAUUGUGUCAGAAUUGAAUAUAAUAGAAUGCAUCUUUUAUGUAUUUCACUGUUGAUCAUUUUGCACAUAUCUCCAUUAAAGGAGCACUCAUUAUAAUACAAUUUAUUCAGGUUGUAGUAUUUUUCAAGUUAUUCAUAUCUUUGAAAAAAAUUAGCUGAUCACUAACUAAACUACUAUCAUUAUUCUACUGUCUUCCAGAAUAUUUUGAACCAUUUAAUGGCUAUUCACACUUUGAUAUUUCAUUGCUUAUGUGCUAUAAUCCUGCUUUCGUUUUUUGUAUGACUUACCCCCUGAAUAAUUUCUUGGUAAUUUUCUGUAUUGAUGUUUCAAACUUUUUCAUUGAAUUUAUGAUGAAUUCUGUGUAAUUAUCAUUCUCUAAAUGUCAAUAAGUACUACUAACAUUGCAAUAUUUUUACACCGAAGUGCCUCAUAUUAAUCAUUAGUUAAUUAGAAAUUCAUCGUUUAUUUGUCAUGUCCAGUUUUUAAAACUAUAAAGUACAUAUAUAAGAUACUAAAUAAUGAGAAUUUAUGUAAUUACAGAGAAUAGAUUAACACACAGAUAUAAUAGCUUCUUCAGUAAACUCUUGUAAGAUAGAAUUUGGAGUAAGAAUUUAGCUCCUUGGAAAAUAUAUAAGUUUUAUCUGUAUUAAAUAGGAGUUUGAAAAAAAAUUAGUAGGCAUAGUUCUGUAAAAUGAAAUUUACAAACUUUUUAAGAACAAAUUGGUGGUUAAGCUCAAUUUUUUUCUGUUUUACAUACUUUACAAUGUGUAAUUGGUUUUGGUAAUAAAACAACUAAUAUUUU
Phaedon cochleariae (mustard beetle) is the source of this 4317-nucleotide messenger RNA. NCBI's taxonomy places the organism in Eukaryota, Metazoa, Arthropoda, Insecta, Coleoptera, Chrysomelidae. The record is from the annotation of a GenBank genome assembly.